AUGCCUUUCGGUGAUCAUGUCAAUACCAGCCCACUCUCAGAAGAUCCUCAACGCCAUGUUCAGGCCGGCCCUGCGGUAACACAAUUCAUGUCUGGGCGUUCGACAGAGGCCAUCAAUCUUGGUACCAUUUUUCAAUUACUUCAGGAAACGUCAAGAACUCAAGAACUUGCCAUGAAGACGCUGCAGGAUAGGCUAGGUACUCAAGAGACUGCCUUGAAAAUACUGCAAGAAAGCGUGGCAAGUCUGACACGGGCAAACGAUUCACUCCAAACAUCGCGAGAAAGGGCCAAUGAUCCAGGAAACAAGUCGCAAUGGAGAUGCCUCGAACUAUACACCAUCGAUCUCCUUGCCUUUGAGAAGCUCAAUCAACAAGAGACUUUAGAGAGCCUGGUUUCUAAGCUAGGCCUCUCUGAAGACUCUAUUCCUCAACUGGGUGAUUAUGUGGUCUGGAUCCAAGUAUACGCCCCGCACGAAACGCACAGGUCGCAAAUGAGUAAGAUCUCCCGCGAACAUCAAGAUCACAUCAUGAGUUGGAAGACUACCACCGGACUGCCAAUUUCCAAAACUUCGUACCGGAAUGGUAAACUUUUAUGGCACUUUAACACUAUAAGUGCGGCCGCCUCUGCGUGUGGCGUGUAUCUGAGUUUGAGUGGUCUGAUUGGGCGUGCAAUGCAACCGCGCUGCUUGAACUGUGGUGGGAACCACGGGACCAAUUGGGAUCAGUGUGAAGAUAGCGAUGUGGAAAAACAUCGCAUGGAAUGGAAAAAGUGGGAGAAAGGUGCGUGGUGGGCCCAACAUUUGGACCUUCCGGAGGUCCCGCGCUUCCCAGAAAGAAAGCCAAAACUACCAAAAAAGUCGGGAAAGAAGACUCAACAAACAAGCCCAGAAGAAGGUUAUAUGCACACAUGGCCCAGUCAGCCUGGUAUACAGUUGAAUCCAGAUGGGGCAAAUGGUGGAGUAAUACAAGGGAACACAGACUCUGGUAGACCAAUGACACCUAUCGAGGUAAAUGAUGAUGGAAACCUUGUUCCAUCGCCAAGCGACACACCAAAGGCACCCAGUGGAACAGACGCUGAGGAAUGGCAUACUUUGAUGAAGAAGAAAACGGAAGAAGCCAAGAAACAAGCCGAGAAACGAGCCGAGAAACAAGUCAAGAAACAAGUCAAGAAAAAAGUCGAGAAACCAGCCGAAUUGAAACCGGGCACCAAACGGCCACGGGGACGGCCGAGGAAAAAUGAUGCGCAGGCCAGUCCAACGUCACCUCAGGGCUCGCCUUCCAAACGGCCGCGCAGACAGUGCACCAUACCCCGAUCGCAAUCCCAAGGACCCGAGACCACUGAUCCGUACGACACCGAUCGCAGCUACGAGGACCUGUUUCGCGAAAUCAGCGCCUCGGCUCCUGUACAAAGCACGGACAGCAUCUCUCAAAGCAGUAGAGCCAACACUCCUUGGUCUGAGCGCAUACCCGAAAAUGCCACCCGCAAGUCUGACAGAAGUCACUGCUGCAUCGCAAUCUCAGUCACCACCCGACGCGAAAGUCGACAAGGAUAA
This is a messenger RNA of Parastagonospora nodorum SN15, 1551 nucleotides long. RefSeq lists its product as hypothetical. Bases 1 to 1551 code for a protein of 516 amino acids. The record is from RefSeq and is a predicted model, not a curated record. The transcript has 3 exons. NCBI's taxonomy places the organism in Eukaryota, Fungi, Ascomycota, Dothideomycetes, Pleosporales, Phaeosphaeriaceae.